ACCUGUGAGGAGCCCAAACUUUCCACUAGCACUACAGGCGGCUGCUGCAAAGACUGACAGAGAGAGGAACAGCUAGAUGAAUGCAAAUUAAAAACGGAAGAUUGUUCAAGCUGAUUUUUUGAUUUGACUCAAAUCAAAGCUUUGGUAAACUUGGGCCUUUCAAGUUUUGAAAUUUGAAUUAAUGUGGAGAAUAGAGAAAAUGACGAGUCUGCUGUGCAUCACAAUGAUCUCCCUGACCCUGGCUGGCAGUGCAUACAGUCAGUCAACACCAACAGUCAACGUCUUGGCAGAUCUAGGUACGGAGAUCACGCUGCCCUGCCACCCCCCUUCGAUAGAUUCCGUGUACUCUGAUAUCAUUGGUAUGCGCGUCGAAUGGACCAAGGUGGCAGAAGAUGAAGCCCGGAAUGAAGCUGUGCUGCUUUCAAUGGGAUUCCACAAGAAGACCUACGGAAGCUUCGUCGAUCGUGUGUAUAUGAAGAGCGACGAUGAUGCCUCCUUAACAAUCACAGAUGUCUCCGCUGAUGACUCGGGCACAUACCGUUGUGAGAUCAUCUAUGGCGUGGAAGACUUUACGCAAGAGAUAAUCUUGAAAGUGCAAGGCAGUCUCGCUAAAGGCGUUGUGUUCCCGUACUCCCCCAGCGUGGGCCGCUACAACCUGAACUACGUGGAAGCUACAAAGGCCUGUCUGCAUCAGAACGCUUCGGUCGCCAACUUGGAUCAACUCCGUCAGGCCUGGAAGGGCGGCCUGGACUGGUGCAAUGCUGGCUGGCUGAGCGACGGCACAGUGCACUAUCCCGUGGUCAGAGCCAGAGGGCCUUGUGGGGGCAACAAAGGGCCGGGCCUCAUAAGCUAUGGAACUCGCAACAAACAGAAUAGCCGCUACGACGUUUUCUGCUUUGCUACUGCACUCAAGGGACAAUUCUAUUGGCUGGUCCAGCCUGACAGACUGACCUUUUCCGAGGCUGUGCAGGCGUGCCUAGACGAUGGUGCAGAGAUAGCCAAGGUGGGUCACAUCUACUCCGCCUGGAAGCUCCAAGGCUACGAUCGCUGCGAUGCCGGCUGGUUGGCUGACGGAAGUGUCCGCUACCCGAUCUCCAGGCCCCGCAAGAACUGCAGUCCCACAGAAGCAGCAGUGCGCUUUGUUGGAUUCCCAGACAAGAUGCAAAAGUCUUAUGGCGUCUACUGCUACAAAAAGUAGUGAGGCGGUAGGUAGGAAUAGGGAAGCCGUGACCACCAAAGUGAAGCAACCACAUCCAUGAACAUCCACCACAAAGCAAAUGUUUGUAACUAGUAUGAGCGCAAUGCCUUAAUGAAACGGUGGUAACCCGAUUUUAACUGCUAAAGAAAUACUGUACAUCGUACUUCCACAAGCAAUAACAGAUAAAAUAUUUUGUAUCAGUGAUAUGAGAGGAGAACAAGUUGGGUUUUUCCUCCUCAGAAUGAUUAGAUAUGUGUAGAUUAAGAGCAUACACACUCAUAUGCAGCUAAUAUUUUGAAUUUAGGUCCACAGAGACCUGACAAGUUGUGAUCAAAAAACUGUUUGACAAGAAAAUGAAUGUAAAUGUCUUGUUGGACUCUGAUCUAAUCCAUCUAAUCAAUCAAUCAAUCAAUCAAUAGUUUCUGUUAGACCAACCCCCAAUCACACAUACAGUUGUUGUUUUUUACAUGUUUAUAUAUAUUUUAUAUAUAUAUAUAUAAGACAAAAACAGAUUCUGUCUGAUUUUUUUGUAUAGUGUAGUUUUUAGCAAAAACAAAAAAGCAAGAUUGCAGUGGGAUAAUGCAGAAGUACACAUCUUACCCUUUUGCCCUGAACACAACCUUUUACCAAGACAUUCCCUGAUUGUCAAAGAGUUCUAGCAAUUCCCUACACUAGCUAGAAUUACAACUAACAAUUGCUAAAAUCCACUCCUUGACUUAGGAGACAGAGGUUAUGGGCUGAUAGGUGAGUUUCCACUCAGACUUUACCGUCAUUAAAAUCCUAAGAGUGUCCAACGUCCAUCUUUUGGACAUGCAGAGCUGGUGCUCUAGAGGUUUUCCACAGCCAGAUGAUAGCCCCCCCUUUCUAGGUACUGACGUAAUAUUUUGUUUUACUUCUUCUAACCCCAGACACUGAUUUAUGGUACUUACUGCAUGUUACAUGUGGUCAUAUGGUCAAAUUGUUUGUUGAAAGAAAAAACAUCUCACACUUGCUCAUAUGUAUACACACAGACGGGUGAAGAUGUUUUUGUGUCUUAUCACAGUGAAUCAUUUUCAACAAAGCAGAUUGAAAUAAAAAUGUUACUUUUCAAUCAA
This is a messenger RNA of Gasterosteus aculeatus aculeatus (three-spined stickleback), 2292 nucleotides long. RefSeq names its product hyaluronan and proteoglycan link protein 1. The record is from RefSeq and is a predicted model, not a curated record. Gene Ontology annotation, biological process: glial cell differentiation; skeletal system development; central nervous system development. NCBI's taxonomy places the organism in Eukaryota, Metazoa, Chordata, Actinopteri, Perciformes, Gasterosteidae. Gene Ontology annotation, cellular component: synapse; perineuronal net. Gene Ontology annotation, molecular function: hyaluronic acid binding.